Messenger RNA from Prunus dulcis (almond), 1583 nucleotides. RefSeq names its product probable galacturonosyltransferase-like 1. The transcript has a single exon. Bases 75 to 1196 code for a protein of 373 amino acids. NCBI's taxonomy places the organism in Eukaryota, Viridiplantae, Streptophyta, Magnoliopsida, Rosales, Rosaceae. Gene Ontology annotation, cellular component: Golgi apparatus. Gene Ontology annotation, molecular function: glycosyltransferase activity. The record is from RefSeq and is a predicted model, not a curated record.
AUAUAUAAAGCUAAAGCUAUCCCAAUAUAUACAGAUCUCACUCUCUCCCUCACUUCCAUUUUCAAACCAUACCCAUGCCUCUCCCUCAGCCACCACCACUCCUCCCCCUCCUCCUCCUCGUUGCCUUCCUCAUCCUCCUACUUCCCGCUCCCUCAGUCUCUGCUGCUACCACAAGCACAUCCAAUGCCACCACCACCACCACCCAACAAUUUAGGGAAGCCCCUCAAUUCUACAACUCCCCAGACUGCCCUUCCAUCACCCCCCUCCACCACGACGACUUGGACCCCGACGAAUCAGACGAUGACCACAUGAUGAUCUGCGCCUAUCAGGCCGUCCAUGUGGCAAUGACACUCGACACCGCCUACAUCCGCGGCUCCAUGGCCGCCAUCCUCUCCGUCCUCCAACAUUCAUCCUGCCCCCAGAACGCCGUCUUCCACUUUGUCGCCUCCGCCACCGCCAACGCCUCCCUACUCCGCGACACAAUCUCCUCCUCCUUCCCCUACCUGAAAUUCCGAAUCUACCACUUCGACGACUCCCACGUCUCCGGCCUCAUCUCCAUCUCCAUCCGCUCCGCUCUCGACUGCCCCCUCAACUACGCCCGCAGCUACCUCGCCGACCUCCUCCCCCUCUGCGUACGACGCGUCGUCUACCUCGACUCCGACCUCAUCCUAGUCGACGACAUUGCCAAGCUCGCCGCCACCCCCCUCGGCCCCUCCUCCGUCCUCGCCGCCCCCGAGUACUGCAACGCCAACUUCACUACCUAUUUUACCCCUGCCUUCUGGUCCAACCCCUCCCUCUCGCUCACCUUCGCCGACCGCAAGGCCUGCUACUUCAACACCGGCGUUAUGGUCAUCGACCUCGACCGCUGGAGAGGCGGCGACUACACCACGAAGAUCGAGGAGUGGAUGGAGCUGCAGAAGCGGAUGAGAAUCUACGAGCUCGGCUCGCUACCGCCUUUUCUGCUGGUGUUCGCCGGAAACAUAGCGCCGGUGGAGCAUAGGUGGAACCAGCACGGGCUCGGAGGUGACAACUUCAGAGGGCUUUGCAGAGAUCUGCAUCCAGGUUCGGUGAGUUUGUUGCAUUGGAGCGGGAAGGGAAAGCCAUGGGCGAGGCUCGAGGCCAACAGGCCUUGCCCUCUGGAUGCUCUCUGGGCUCCUUAUGAUCUCUUGGUAACGCCAUUUGUUUUGGAUUCAUGAAAGUGUGGAACAAAACGGUGCGUUCUGGGUUUGAGAUGUGAAGCCGCCGCAGACUGUGAAUUGUGCGUCGUCGUCUGAUGAUGAGCUCGCUCGCUCGUGAUGAUCAGUCUUCGCUUGGAAAUGCGAUUGAAGAAGGGUGGUGGAAGGAAACAUAAUUGAAUUGUAUGUAGAUGAUGACACAGGUACAUCUGGAAAAUAUGUAUAAAAAAAGACUCAUGACAUAUACUCAAAUGUAAUAAAAAUGGAAUAAGUCAUGAAUUUUUGUCACCAAUAAAAGUGUGAUAUAUAAUGCGUAAUUGUAUCAUAUUCGUCUGUAAUUCAUGUAUAGCAAAAGAGCUGUUUUAAUUUGGUGGCUUAAUUCAUAAUAUUUUGAUUUCAAUGAGUAAA